Messenger RNA from Bactrocera dorsalis (oriental fruit fly), 580 nucleotides. RefSeq names its product protein big brother. Gene Ontology annotation, molecular function: sequence-specific DNA binding; transcription coactivator activity. NCBI's taxonomy places the organism in Eukaryota, Metazoa, Arthropoda, Insecta, Diptera, Tephritidae. Gene Ontology annotation, cellular component: nucleus; core-binding factor complex. Gene Ontology annotation, biological process: regulation of transcription by RNA polymerase II. The record is from RefSeq and is a predicted model, not a curated record.
ACAACAGAAAAGUGGAAAAACAACUAUGUGCAGUUAUAUUUUUGGAUUUAGAUGUGAGUUUCUAUAAAUAUUGAGUGCUGUUAAUUUUACUGUAUAAAAAUUAAGGUUUAAAUAAUCCAUCAUUAAAUAUCUGUCUGUGAAUUAAAAGUAGAUAGCACAAUAAUCGUAUAUAAUCAAAUAUAUAGAGACUUAAUCGAAAAUGAAUGAAGCAGCAUUGGCCAGCAUGAUUUACAACGACCCCAUAGGCAUCUAUGAGCAGCCCAGGCCGCGUUUCAUAUUUAAAAUGCCGCGUGUUGUGCCCGACCAAAAGGCGAAGUUUGAAAGCGAUGAACUAUUCCGUCGUUUGAGCCGGGAAAGUGAAAUCCGUUAUACUGGAUACCGCGAACGUGCUCAAGAGGAACGCCAAAUGCGUUUCCACAAUGGUUGUCGUGAGGGUCAUACUGAAAUCUCAUUUGUGGCAUCGGGUACGAAUCUACAACUCGUUUUUAACGCAACCCAAAACCCAUAUUUACAUGAUAAGGAAUGCGAUUUUGAUAAAGAGCAUGGAAAGGUUUAUAUAAAGUCGUACUUUAUAAUGAAC